UUGUGUGGAGACGCCAUGGCGGAAGACCCGGCUCUGUCCGUGCGGGUCUCGGACCUCCGGGACCCGGAUGUGCUCUUCGAGCGCCACGACACGGCGGAGAUCCGCGCCGUGGAGCGGCGGGUCCGCGCGGACAUCGAGCACAAGAAGGAGGAGCUGCGGCAGAUGGUGGGGGAGCGCUACCGGGACCUCAUCGACGCGGCCGACACCAUCGGGGAGAUGCGGCAGUGCUCCGCAAGCGCGCUGACGGCCGUGCAGGACAUGCACCGCUACUGCCUCAAGCUGAAGCAAGGCAGCCCCGGCAGGCAGCAGGUCCAGAGCCAGUGGCAGGAGAAGUUCUACGUCAUGGCGUCCCAGAUCAAGCUCCUCCUGGAGAUCCCGGAGCGCAUCUGGAGCGCCAUGGAGGCGUCUCAGUACCUGCAGGCCACGCAGCUCUACCUGCUGUGUGUCCACCUGCACGGCCUGCUGCAGCUGGAGGCCGCGGCGGGGGGGGGCCUCUACGGCCCCGUGCUGGCCCGCUUCCCCAUCCUGGUGCGGCAGGUCGCCACCACGGGACACUUCAGGUCCACCAUCCUCCUGGACAGCAGGUCUCUGCUGCGGGGCCGGGCCGUGUCGGACCGGGCCAUCGCCGAGGCCCUGGUGGCCACCAUGCUGCUGGAGGGCAGCUCGCCACGCCAGGCCCUGGCGGACUUCCUGCUGGCCCGGAAGGCCUCCAUCCACCAGCUGCUCAACCAACCGCAGCACGGUGCGGGGAUCAAGGCCCAGGUGUGCAGCCUGGUGGAGCUGCUGGUCACCACUCUGUUCCAGGCCUACGCCGUCUUCUACCUACCCCCAGAGGGGGGGCCCCGGCCGGGGGAGGGGGCUCUGAGCUGUGGCAUGCUGUUUGCUACACUGGAGAACGUCACCUCCACCUCCCACGCAGCUCGAGACCGGAAGGUUCUGCAGGAGGAGACGAGCACCGGCAGCUGGUUCAGGUACCUGCCUCCCUCCAUCACGGAGUUCCAGCCCGUCCUCCGCAGCCUGGCUCAGCCAAUCCAGAGAGAGCAGCUCCGGGACACCCUGACGCAGUGGAUCGACAACUGUAAGGAGGACAUCUGCCGCGGCGUGAGCGGCCUGCUGGUCUACGUGAAGAGCCUGAAGGGGCUGGCGGCCAUCAGAGACUCUGUGUGGGACCUCCUGUCCACCGAGUCCAUCAGCCAGCACUGGGGCGCCGUGUGCCAGCGGCUGCUGGAGCGCCCCCUGGCUGUGUGGGAGGACUUCCUGCAGCAGCUCUUCCUCCAGCGCCUGCAGGCCAUCACCAAAGAAGAAACUGAAGCCAUCUCCACCAGCUCCGUCCAGCUCCUCUCCUCGGCGGUGAGGGAUCUCCAGACCCUCCACGGGCCUUCGGCGCGCGGGGCCCAGUACGAGGUGGACGUGGCCUCCUUCCUGUGGUCGGAGUCUCCGGGCGACCUGCAGAGCGACGCGGGCUGGGUCAGCGUGAGCCAGCGGGGGCAGCAGCACCAGAGGAGCAGCCUGGCCAUGAAGACCCAGGCCCUCACGCCCUGCGUCCAGAACUUCUGCUCCUCCCUGGACGCCAAGCUGAAGGCCAGGCUGGAGGACCUGCAGCACUACCUCCCCUCAGACUCGGGUGAGGCCAGGCUGUCGUUGGGACGUCUUCCUUAUGGGUCUGACGCCAGCUCCGCCCCCUUCACUGCUCCCAGUGAGAGUUCCUCCUCUUUUAACCGCUUCACGGACUCUCCGGCCGUGGAGGACGCUCUGCGCGGCGGCUGCGUGGCGUGCGUCCGCCACAUCCUGUCCUCCGUCCGCUCUGAGCUGGCCUCGGCCUCCCCUGAACCCGACCCCGCCCGCCUCGGUUCGGUCCUGUUCAUGGCCCGGCUGUGCCAGUCCAUGGGGGAACUCUGCCCCAACCUGAAGCACUGCAUCCUGGGAAAACAGAGGGGUUCCGAGGCCACGGCGAAAGGGACCUCCAGGCAGUGCAAGAAGUUGGGCAAAGCCAGGACCGCCACGGAGGUCCUGCCCACCCAGGCCAAGUGGGCCGGUCUGAAGGAGGAGCUGCUAGCCUGCAGCAUGGAGGCGUACCGCAUCUGGAGCUCCGCCCUCUCCAAGGAUCUGCUGGAUAAGUUCGGCACCGCGCUGCACGCCGAGUCUGCCGGUGCCAUCCUGUCCGAAGCAACCAGCUGGGAGGACCUGGAGAUCCAGGAGGAGGCAGAGUCGGGCAGCAGCGUCACGUCCAACAUCAGUCUCCCGGUCCAGGCGUCGUGGUUCGUGCAGUCGCUGCUCUUCCAGCUGUGUGUGGCCGUGAACCGGGUGGGGGGCCACGCGCUGCCCCGGCCCACCCUGCAGGAGCUGCUGCACACCUGCCUGGCUCAGGUCCUGCACCACUACCACAGCCUCACACUGCGGCCCCCCGACAAGGAGGGCGUGUUCCCCAUGACUCAGAACCGAGCCCUGCAGCUGCUGUUUGACCUCCGGUACCUGAACACCACGCUGGGCAGCAGGGGGGAGGAAGGAAAGAGCUCCCGCACCCACCAAGACCCCAGGUUCCUCGAGGUCUGUGAUUGGCUGGAGGGCUUCAUCGACCCCUUUGACCUGGACGUGUUCACGGCGCCGCUCAACACCAACCUGAACCGCCUGAGCCAGAGGACUUCGGUGCUGCUGGGCCUGCUGACGGGCUCCGAGAGGCAGUUCGCCCCGAGGAGCAGCACCGUGACCUCCAAGGAGCCCUUCAACAUCCUGCCGCUGGCCAGCAGCCAGGUCAGGUUCGGGCUGUUGCCUCUCAGCAUGUCCAAUGUGCGUCAGUCCAAAUCCGCCUCCAGGAGUUCUGAUGCUCAGCAGCUGCAGGCCCCUCCCCCUCCCUCCUCCUCAGCCGGCGGCGAGGACGGCUUCCGGCCCGGCAGCCGGUUCCGACAGCUGGCGGAUCAGGAUGAAGACGCCGCCACGCCGUCUCUGUUCCGGCUCAGCUGGCUGUCCGGCAUGGCCAAGUGACACCGAGCGGCUUCAUCUGACUUGUAGACACUUUAUAAAAAAUACAUGUGUGGUAAAAAUGAGUUUGUCUUUCCUCGUGUGAGUUCAUGAACCUGAUCAACUGACGCAGACGGCUCUGCUAUGAGCCUUUGACCUUUGACCUUAACGUUUUAUAAGGUUAGACUGUAAGCUUUGGAAUUCUCAUUGUUUGUUUAAAUAAUAAAUGUUCUCAUGUAUUCA
Pseudoliparis swirei is the source of this 3201-nucleotide messenger RNA. RefSeq names its product component of oligomeric golgi complex 1 (gene cog1). The coding region runs from base 16 to 2982 and encodes 988 amino acids. The transcript is spliced from 15 exons. NCBI's taxonomy places the organism in Eukaryota, Metazoa, Chordata, Actinopteri, Perciformes, Liparidae. The record is from RefSeq and is a predicted model, not a curated record. Gene Ontology annotation, biological process: intra-Golgi vesicle-mediated transport. Gene Ontology annotation, cellular component: Golgi apparatus; COG complex.